AUGGAUGACUGGGCUGAUUCGAAAACUUUCUCAAUAAUGAUUGAAAUACCUAAGGUUGUAGUGAUAUUGUGCGUUUUUAUGAACGGUGUCCAAACCUCAACAAGACAGGAUAUACAAGACUUGCACGACAAACUGUUACCAACUUAUAACAAAGAUCUCGGACCGAACUUCAACCUUUCUCAACCAAUUGUCCUGUAUAUAACGUUCAAUUUGUUCACACUCAAUGAGUUUGAUGAUAAAGCCGGGAAACUUGUAUUUCUAGGUGUUUCAACUAUUCAAUGGCAGGAUGACAGAAUGGUCUGGGAUCCUCUUCUACACGGGAAUACAACUACGCUAAGGUUACCACAGUCUAAGGUGUGGAUACCCAAUCUUUUGGUUGCAAACUCAUACGAUAACGUUAAAGAGAUCGGCUAUGAUAUCGUACAAGUAACAUACACCUCUGACGGAUGGGCCUCUUGGCCAGUCUCAGACUUAUUCGAUGUGUCGUGCACAGCAGACAUUGCUUACUAUCCGCAAGACCGACAAAGAUGUGAAAUAUAUAUCAUUCCAUGGGCAUACGUAAAGGGUACGUUUGAUUUAAGACUUCCUCUUGAUACAAUGAUACAAAACGACUUCAUAGAUAACGGGAUGUGGAACGUUCUGUCAACCGAAAUGAAAGUACAAGAACACAUCGACAAUAACUACGUCGUGAUGGUAAUCAAGUUCCAAAGACGUCCUCUUUUUGUAAUUUUGAAUCUUCUCCUGCCAAUAACAGUUGUUGGAUUACUAAAUGUUUUUAUUUUCUUACUUCCUCCUGAGCCGGGAGAGAGGACUGCCUUUGGAAUUACAGUGCUAUUAGCCAUGGCUGUGUUCCUGUCGAUUGUUUCCGACCAGCUGCCCAGCACAUCACAUCCACACAUUGCUCGUGUCUCUAUAUACAUUGCCAUUGAAGUAGCAUUAAGUGCAAUCAUAAUGGUGUUCGCGAUAGUUAGUAUAUUAUUGUAUAACACGAAAGACGAUAAACCAGUUCCGGGUUGGAUUAAACGACUGGUACCAUCUCGUUCGAAGUCACAAAAGCACACGAAACAUGGUUCCCCUGUUCAUAGCAAUGUAGACAAUGCUGAUGUUGUAUGCAACGAUACUGGACAAAGUUGUGCAGGAGCAGAUUACGCUGAACAAUUUAGACUCGAAGACAACGAAGUCAGAUGCAUCCCCAACUACAGAGGCCGUCCACAUACAGUCUCUGAAGAUCUAAACGAAAGACCAACGACGGACACCUAUUCCGUCUCAUGGAUUGACGUUGCCAAGUUGUUCGACAAAGUCUGUUUAAUAUUGUUUCUGUCACUAAAUAUAUGUAUCAUUGCAGCAAAAGUGAUUGAUACAAUUAUUAUCGAGAAUAGUGAGAUAAGUUAA
Messenger RNA from Ylistrum balloti, 1392 nucleotides. Its product is annotated as acetylcholine receptor subunit beta-like. The transcript has a single exon. The record is from RefSeq and is a predicted model, not a curated record. Gene Ontology annotation, cellular component: membrane; synapse; neuron projection. Lineage: Eukaryota; Metazoa; Mollusca; Bivalvia; Pectinida; Pectinidae. Gene Ontology annotation, biological process: regulation of membrane potential; monoatomic ion transmembrane transport; nervous system process. Gene Ontology annotation, molecular function: transmembrane signaling receptor activity; extracellular ligand-gated monoatomic ion channel activity; neurotransmitter receptor activity. The coding region runs from base 1 to 1392 and encodes 463 amino acids.